Messenger RNA from Thlaspi arvense, 477 nucleotides. The record is from the annotation of a GenBank genome assembly. Lineage: Eukaryota; Viridiplantae; Streptophyta; Magnoliopsida; Brassicales; Brassicaceae.
AUGGACGUUACAGGGGAAGUAGCAUUGCCUGGAGGAAAGAGAGACGAAGAAGAAGAUCCAGAUGAUAUAGCUACAGCCUUGAGAGAAGCUCGUGAAGAAAUCGGUUUAGAUCCUUCUCUUGUUACAAUAGUUUCUGUUCUUGAACCAUUUGUUACAAAGAUAGGCAUGCCGGUUGUACCGGUUAUCGGUUUUUUAGCCGACAAGAAAGCAUUUAAACAGUUACCAAAUCCAGCUGAAGUAGAAGAAAUCUUUGAUGUUCCAUUAGAGAUGUUUCUUAAGGACAAGAACAGGCGAGCAGAGGAACGAGAGUAUGAAGGAGAGAGAUAUCUUCUUCAUUACUUCGAUUACUAUUCCGAAGACAAAGAGAGAAACUUUAUGAUAUGGGCACUCACCGCUGGUAUUCUAAUCAGAGUUGCCUCCAUUGUUUACCAGAGAUCUCCAGAGUUUCAAGAACGCAAGCCAAGCUUCUGGAAUUGA